Hevea brasiliensis (rubber tree) is the source of this 2132-nucleotide messenger RNA. RefSeq lists its product as uncharacterized. The transcript has 4 exons. The record is from RefSeq and is a predicted model, not a curated record. Gene Ontology annotation, biological process: interstrand cross-link repair; protection from non-homologous end joining at telomere; double-strand break repair via nonhomologous end joining. NCBI's taxonomy places the organism in Eukaryota, Viridiplantae, Streptophyta, Magnoliopsida, Malpighiales, Euphorbiaceae. Bases 140 to 1768 code for a protein of 542 amino acids. Gene Ontology annotation, molecular function: damaged DNA binding; 5'-3' DNA exonuclease activity.
UCUUUCCCACCAGUCCCACAAAAAAAUUUCCCCUUCUUUCUUUGUUGGAAGCUUUGAGAGUGAAGAAGAAGAAGAAGUCUUCGAUUUCUCGCGUUUUCUCACGCCUUCCCAAUCAAAAGACGCAGGCCAAUUAGGAAAAAUGCCGAUAGAAAUGCCUAGAGGGUUACCAUUUUCAGUAGAUACAUGGAGUCCAAUUUCUAAGAGAAAGAGGCACCAUUUCUUGACUCAUGCCCAUAAAGAUCACUGCUCUGGGAUCUUAGCCCACUCUUCUUAUCCAAUUUACGCUACCCAUCUCACGAAAUCCCUUGUUCUCCAUUAUUAUCCCCAGCUUGAGGAUUCAUUGUUUGUGGAUAUUGAGGUGGGCCAGUCGGUGGUGAUUGAUGACCCCGAUGGGCAAUUCUCGGUUACAGCUUUUGAUGCGAAUCACUGCCCUGGAGCUGUGAUGUUCUUGUUUGAGGGAAAUUUUGGAAACAUCCUGCACACAGGAGAUUGCAGGCUCACUCCAGAGUGUCUACAGUGUUUUCCAGAGAAGUAUAUCAGCAAGAAAGGAAGAGAGCCUAGGUGCCAACUCGAUUAUGUUUUUCUAGACUGUACAUUUGGAAGAUUCCAUCAGAAACUUCCUAGCAAGAAUUCAGCAAGCCAACAGGUAAUCAAUUGUAUAUGGAAGCACCCUGCUGCAGCUCUGGUGUAUCUGACCUGUGAUCUUCUUGGUCAAGAGGAUAUAUUGGCUCAAGUGUCUCAAACUUUUGGUUCCAAAAUAUAUGUUGACAAAGCUGCCAAUCCGGAAUGCUUCCACGCUCUAACACUGACAGUUCCCCAAGUCAUCACUCAAGAUCCAUCUUCACGUUUCCACGUGUUUGAUGGAUUUCCUAAAUUGUAUGAACGAGCAGCUGCAAAGCUUGUGGAGGCACAAGCUAAUUCCCAGCCAGAGCCUCUGAUUAUUCGCCCUUCAGCGCAGUGGUAUGCGUGUGAGGAAGAUGAUUCAGGUGUUGAAAGUCAAAGAAAACUAAGAUUUAAGGAAGCAGUGAGGGACCAAUUUGGCGUUUGGCAUGUCUGUUACUCCAUGCAUUCUUCCAGGGAAGAACUAGAGUGGGCUCUGCAAUUGCUCGCACCUAAAUGGGUUGUUUCAACAACCCCCAGUUGCUGGGCUAUGGAGCUUGAUUAUGUAAGGAAGCGCUCCAUUGGCACGCAAUUAACUUCGGCUGAUCCUGUCUGGAAACUUUUGGACAUUAGUGUGGAAGCUUCUCCUGCAGCCGAUACCUUGGCCAGAGCCAUUGGUUAUUCUCCUAUAGUUAAGGGGGCUAAACAAAUUUCUGCAGAAUCUCAAUCACAACCGAUAAAAGUAUCUUCUAGCGGACUCUUGAGUUUGUCUCCUCCGAGCAAAAGGCCAGCAGUGACUUUAUUUGGUAGAGCUAGACUUGGUAUCCAAGAUUCUAAUUUCCCACCUGAGGAGAAACUUGCAUUCAUAAAUGAUCAACCUGCUCAAGAAUUCGCAGUCGAAGAGGAUACUGCAGUGAAACAUGAGAAUAAAUCUGAGAAAAAGCUAGAAAUUUGUGUUACUGAAGAAAAAUGUCAGGAAUCAGUGAAGAAACAUAAGGCUGCAUCUUAUUCCCCCAUUGGAUCAUCAAGAAACUUCAGUGAAACCUUGAAAAAUUUAUACAGAUCAAUGAAUGUGCCUGUGCCACGGCCUCUUCCCUCAUUGGUAGAACUUAGGGAUGCCAAUAAACGAAACAAGAGGAGAUUGAAUUUUAAUCAUACAUUUGUCUAACAAAAUAUUUAACCUCUUUGCGUUGACCAAGAGAAAUGGCAUAAAUCUUGCUUAUGGCAUGGUGGGCUUCUUUCUGUUUCAUCUACUCUUGCUGGACGUUGGAGGUCAAUGGCAAAGAGAUACAUGCAGUAAAUAGGAGGUGACCAGCUAUAGAAAAUAUGACAAUGCAUUUAUGUGAGUAUUCUAUGUUGAAGUAUUCAGCUUUGAUUUCAUGAUCAAGGCAUUUGUCAAUGCUGAUUCCUUCAUUGCAGCCAAUACAGCAAAUUGUUCGUUGGCUAUGGACUCACUGCGCCUCUACUCUACCUCCAAUAUGUAUCUUCUAUUUUUCUUUAGAUCAUUAUAUAACCAUUGCAUUUUUUCGUUC